This is a messenger RNA of Botrytis sinoallii, 1185 nucleotides long. RefSeq lists its product as uncharacterized. The record is from RefSeq and is a predicted model, not a curated record. Lineage: Eukaryota; Fungi; Ascomycota; Leotiomycetes; Helotiales; Sclerotiniaceae. Bases 1 to 1185 code for a protein of 394 amino acids. The transcript has a single exon.
AUGGAUCCAUAUCAGAACCAAGGCUAUGGAGAUAACCAGGGCUGGACUGGUGGUGCAUGGAACCCUGCCCAGCAUGGGUACAAUCCAAACAACAACUGGCCACCACAACAACCUCUGCAACCUCCUCAACAACCACUCCUACCUCCUCCUCAGUACAAUAUGCAGGUGUCUUCUGCUAUUUUCUGCUGCGGUAACUGCCAGCGCGUUGCUGCCCCACCCGUACCGGGCGUUCAUGCAUAUACCACGCGUUUAGCCUUUUUUGUGGCUCACAUCCUGCAUCCUACGGUAGCAUCGUAUAACCAGGUGCCUAACCACAACCAGCACCCCAACAGCUUUGCUACUGAUAUACCACUAUCUCAAGCAAUUCCCUCUGGAGGACAUGCUAGUCAUGAUCAAGGUACCAAUGUCCAGCAAAUUGCACAGCAAGUGGUUCAGCAAGAAGGUGGUCAGCAACAGCAUGUUCUCAUGCAACAAGCCCCAACCGGACCUGCUGCGGGUGCUAGUACUCAUUACACUGCUGGUACUGGUAGCAAUCAUCAACCUGGCUUCAAUCAACAAGGAAGUUACCAAGCUGGUGGUGGUUAUGGUCAAAACAAUGCUGCACAACAACAUCCUGGCUCAAAUGGUCCACCUAGCAACACCUCUCAAGCUAUCAUUGGACCCAUUAUGCACGCUGGCUCGUCUUAUAGCAUUGAUCCAAACACUGCCAUCCCUCUUCCACGCUUUCUUCGACCCAACUUUCAGCUGAAUAUCAAGUUUCGCCUUGAACGCUUCCGUGUAGAUCCUCCGCAACAGCCUUUCCAGUAUGGAAUGACAAACCCUCAAGGUUGUGCUCCCCACCAGCGUCCAUCGUACAUGAAUCCUUACCAUAACACUGCUGUCUCUCCCUCUACCAAUGGUCCUAAACCCAGAGACAAUAUGGAGUUAAUAUGGUACUAUUGGCCAGUUCAACUCGAGGUUCCUCUCUGGGCUAGGGGCCAAAACGCUCUGACUUCUGCACCAGCUAUUGGCGCUCAGCUCAUUCGAGAGGGUAUGCAGAUCAUUAACGGAGAGCGUUGGGGCUUCAUUCAGCACCAAGAGAAUCCUGAGGGUUUAUGGCACAAGCGCCGCUCAUACAAGAUUCUCGAGUGUCCUGUUCACGGGAUGCACUGGAAGGUCACUGUCUUCGUUCGUCGUGGUUAUUAG